Molecule: messenger RNA, 3307 nt
Organism: Pomacea canaliculata
Lineage: Eukaryota; Metazoa; Mollusca; Gastropoda; Architaenioglossa; Ampullariidae
Product: enolase 4-like
Exons: 13
Coding region: 290-1969 (559 amino acids)
Biological process (GO): glycolytic process
Cellular component (GO): phosphopyruvate hydratase complex
Molecular function (GO): magnesium ion binding; phosphopyruvate hydratase activity
Source: RefSeq, a predicted model, not a curated record
GGAAGCUUCGAUUAAGUGCAUGGUGGAAAUAUACAGAUGCUACUGAGCUAACGCUCAUAAAAAAUGAAUUCUUUGAUAUUAUAAGAAUAACUAUAGCACUUUACAGACAUUGCGUUCAGUUAUUUCCGCAUUCCAACGACUGUUUUACAAUCUUACUUAAGAAAGAUACCGAACAGCUCGGUAGCAGAUGGCCAUAUAGCUGUGCGCCCUGCACUUGUGCAAACUGUGUAUAAUAUAUAUUUAGUUCACUACUGAUUUUUCAUUUUAUAUUAAAAUAAACACCAACAGUAUGGAUGCUAAACAACUGUAUGACCUGAAGCAGAAAGCUUUUAAUUAUUAUCUUGAUAAUGGUGUGCCUCAAAAAAUGGAAGAAGUCCUGAACUCUAUGUUUUAUGACAACCCAGAGGAUGCGUAUGGAUACUUGGUCAGCUACUUUGAGCAGUUCACAAAGCCACCAGUUAUCGCUAAGCUAAAUGCCAGAAGACGUUUUGAUGGAAAGGGGCAACCAACAAUCCUCAUCGAAGUACACUGCGUGGUCAAAUCCCAAGAGAAGCUGAUAUGUAGGUGCAUCAGUCCAUCAUCAAACUCCAACAUUCUUGACAAUGCAAAGUUAAGUGAUCGAGAGGUAGAAGAGCAGAGAAGGGCAGAAUCUGUCAGGAUUGCCAUCGACUACAUUAACCAGGAAUUUUCACCCAUGUUCAGAGACAUGAAACCCACAGAACAGACUAAAGUAGAUGCCAUCAUUUCAGAGUAUAUGCAGAAACUUCAGGAUGAAGAGAAUGCAAAACACCAUGCAGAACUGACGACACCUGAGAGUGAGACCACACCACGCAUGGAUGUUCCUCAAGACCCCAAGGCCAAAUCAAAAGCACCUGUCAAAGGAGGAAAAUCAAAGAUUCCUACACCUGUCAUCGUAGAGGAGCCCCGUGAAUUGCUGGCAUUAGGAGCAGAGGCUGUAUGUGCUGUUAGUCAGGUUGUAUGUGUAGCUGGAGCUGCCACACAGGGUGUUCCUCUUUAUGAGUAUAUCUCCAGUCUCUACAACACUGAGCAAUGCCAGUUCCAUAUGCCAUUACCUAUGGUCAGCAUCAUGCAGGGUGGAAAAGCAGCAGCAGGCAAACUGAACUGCAUUAAGGAGUUCCUGGUUGUUCCUAGUCCUCACCUCAGCUACACACAGAGUCUGGACUAUAUUAUUGGAAUCUAUUCCUAUGUGGAAAAAAGCCUGGUUUCAAAGUUUGGGGCUCAAAUGAAGGCUGUGAGUGAUACAGGAGCAUUGUGUCCAGCUUUUGACAAGCUGGAACUUGGCCUUGACCUUCUGAUAGAAGCGAUUACUGCUGCUAAUCUGAAACCUGGCGAGGAUUUUCAUAUUGGUAUCAAUGCAGCUGCCCAUGAAAUCAUUGAUUUUGAAAAGGGCAAAUAUGAAGUGAUAACAGGAAUGUUGAAGGGUGCAGAUGAUAUGGUGGGCUUCUGGACAGAAAUCCUUUCUCGAUACCCAGAAAUCAAGUUCAUCAUAGAUCCACUCGGGAAACAGGACAGGACUCAGUGGCUAGAACUGUGUGAUAAGAUCACAGAUACAUGUUUCGUUGUUGGAGAGAAUCUCUACCCUCGCACAGGACAUCUCAAAAAUGAAGAACUUCCCAAUCCUGUCAUAACAAAUGCCGCUGUUCUUGCCAUGGAGAGUCUAACGUCAGUGUCAGAACUCAUGACCUGUGUCAAGAAAAUGGAAGCUGCAAAGAAUCAGAUAGUUUUGGCUGCUCGAGCUGGAGAAACACAAGAUGACUUCCUUGCUGAUCUGGCUGUGGGAAUGAAUGUUCGAUUCAUAAAACUGGGUGCACCAAAUCGAGGUGAGCGAAUUAGCAAGUACAACCGACUACUGCAGAUAGAGUCUGAGUUGGAGUCUGCGGGGAAACUUGCACCACAAAAGGAUCAUGAGUUCAUCCACAUCUCACUGCCAUCACCAGAAGUGGAAUAAGAUAUACCCAGUUCUAGAUCAAAAAACCUAAGAGAUUUAACAGGAAGAAGUGCCACAAAUAUCAUUUUUUCAUUUGUUAAUAAUAUAUAAUAGUAAGUCUGGAACCCAUCAGCAGAUAAAAACUGAGGCAGUUACUAGCCUUCCAAAAAGGUGACAAAGUGUAUGACAGAUGAUGGGCUUAAUUAGGUUUUACUGCUCAAAUACAUUUCACUUUUCCACCACAAAAUCUACAACCCAUAUAAAGACCCAAAGUGUGGAAUUAUCAACCACAAAUGACAGUACCUUCAUUAUCUUUUUACCAUAAUUCUUUAUUUCUUUUCAUAUCCUCAUUCUUGCACUGUUUCUCUAUUACAAUGAAAACUUCAGCAGAUUUUUAAUCUAAUGCCUUUUGCAUGUGUUUGAGGGUGUGUGCAUGCAUGUAGAUGAGUGCAUGCAGAUCUAAGCAUAUUAUUUUAAAUAUGUAUUAUUUUUGUCUGCAUCAGUUCAUACAGCUUACAUAAAAAUCAGCUGACACCUAAUAAUUCAUGUACAUAUUCCAUCCAUUCACAAAUCAUGUUUGUUAAGCUUCUAGAUUAAUAGUUUCUGAAUAGUAAAAUAAAAAGAUCAGACCAUAUUUACAAAUACAGAUUUUAUUACACCUCCCACAAAUACAUUUUAUCGUGUGGUACAUCUAGCUUUUCUUGGAAACCUAAAAUUUCAAUCGACCUGGUGGGCUGCAGACUGAUCUGUCACUUAAAUAUGACAGUCAAGUUAAUAUUAGAAUGCAUGUAUGUUAUCUGUCAGUCCUGCUCAUAUUACCUGACUGCAGGGAACUAUACAACCACUUUCAUUUAAAAGCAAGCAAAAGUACACAUAUCAUUUGAGUCACAAAAAAAAGAUCACAUUUAAAAUAUUGAAAUCAUGGAACUCUGAGUAAAUAACACCCCUUCGUUCUCAAGAUUAAAUUCUACAAACAAUAUCUUACACAUAAAGGGGUGAACCCUGAGACAUUACAAAUGUCCAUGGAUGUCCUAAAUAAUAUAUGAUCCAAGCUUUUCCAUUGGUAAUAGCCAUGGUAAUGUAUGCAAAUUUAUAUGCCUUACUAGUUUGUUUUGGUUUUUUUUUUUUUUUUGUCCUGACCCACUCCUCUCUUCAAAAAUGAUUAAUUCUGCAAUCGUGUGACCAAACUAGAAACUGCAAUGAUGCAGUUCUGCAGGAAAGAUUAAAGAAAGUAAAAGACAUAGUUUCCUUCCACAACAUUCUGUCCCUGAAAUACCUCUUUCUCUUUGAGUGUGUGAUACAAAUUUUUCAAGCUGAGAAAAUGCAGAGGUCUAGGCUUUAACGCAUUGGGAACAGGAC